Messenger RNA from Dictyostelium discoideum AX4, 501 nucleotides. RefSeq lists its product as hypothetical. Lineage: Eukaryota; Evosea; Eumycetozoa; Dictyosteliales; Dictyosteliaceae. Gene Ontology annotation, cellular component: cytoplasm. The transcript is spliced from 2 exons. The record is from RefSeq and is a predicted model, not a curated record. The coding region runs from base 1 to 501 and encodes 166 amino acids. Gene Ontology annotation, molecular function: hydrolase activity; protein tyrosine phosphatase activity; phosphatase activity.
AUGGCACAUCAUAUUCCACCACUUAAUUUUGGUAUGGUAGCAGAUGAUUUAUAUAGAUCAGGUCAACCAAACGAAUUAAAUUUCCCAUUUUUAGAAAAAUUACAAUUAAAAAAGAUUAUAUUUCUUGCCCCUGAUGAUCCUUCACAACAAUUUCAAAAUUUUGUAGAAGAUCAAGAUAUAGAAUUAAUACAUUUAGGUAUGGAUACUCAUCAAAAUCCUUGGAAUCCAAUAUCAGAAGAGAUUGUAAUUUCAGCAUUAAAGAUUAUAUUGAAUCCAGAUAAUUAUCCACUUCAUAUUAUGUGUAAUUUAGGUAGACAUAGAACAGGUACUGUAGUUGGUUGUUUAAGAAAGUUACAACGUUGGAAUUUAACAUCAAUCUUUGAAGAGUAUAGAAGAUUUGCAGGAAGUAAAGUGAAAUUAUUAAAUGAACAAUUUAUAGAACUUUUUGAUACUGAUUUAGUUACAUAUAAUAAUGCACCUCAAUGGCUUUAUUUAAGUUAA